This is a messenger RNA of Mycetomoellerius zeteki, 2368 nucleotides long. Its product is annotated as oxysterol-binding protein-related protein 9. The record is from RefSeq and is a predicted model, not a curated record. Gene Ontology annotation, molecular function: sterol binding. Gene Ontology annotation, cellular component: Golgi apparatus; cytosol; membrane. NCBI's taxonomy places the organism in Eukaryota, Metazoa, Arthropoda, Insecta, Hymenoptera, Formicidae. Bases 13 to 2139 code for a protein of 708 amino acids. The transcript has 13 exons.
GAAUAAAUAAGCAUGUCGACGAUGGAGGGUUCGCUCAGCAAGUGGACGAAUGUUGUUAAUGGAUGGCAAUAUCGAUGGUUUGUUUUGGACGACAAUGCAGGCCUCCUGUCAUAUUACACGAGCAAGGAGAAGAUGAUGCGUGGAGCACGUCGUGGUUGCGUACGAUUGAGAGGCGCUAUUAUUGGCAUCGACGACGAAGAUGAUAGUACAUUUACUAUAACAACGAACUCCUGCAAGGAUGAUCCAAAAACAUUUCAUUUUCAAACGCGCAAUGGCGAGGAACGAGAACGCUGGGUUCGUGCUUUGGAAGACACAAUACUCCGCCACUCUCAUACAAGAUGGGACCCUAAGAAGUCACCACCUAAGCAUGAUUUUGAUCGCAAGGUAGCUGAAGCUGAUGUUUAUCUUCAACUUUUGAUUGAACAGAUCAAACUGAUUGAAGGUAAAAGGAAUGCGGCUGAAGAUGAAGAAAAGCAGAAGAAGUAUUCUGAUAUUCUAUCGCAAGCUAACGCCAUGCUUAAUUCCGUUAAACAUACCAUUGUCCAAUUGCAAAUUGCAAAGAAUACGGCGAUACCUGUUAAUGGAGUAUAUAGAGGACCAACAAAUUCUAUACAUGUCUCACCUUCACUUCCUCAUGUUGCAGCUGGAGCACCAGAAGCGACAGUGCAAACUGGCAUUGAAUUAGGCUCCGAAUGCGUGGAACCGAGAGUACCUACAUUAUCAAAUGUUGUUGAUAGGGAUCUACCAGUACCACAAUUCUCAUAUUCGUCUUCUGAUGAGGAUGACGAUUACUUUGAUGCCGCGGAUGAAAUACCAACUCCGGCAGUCCAGAAUCAUAUUACGUUAUAUUCGGAUAAUGAGCGAUUACAUUCGUCUAUCGAAAGUGUCACGGGAGAUAAACGUAAAGAGCCACCUCUGCCGCCUAUCAAAGGCGAUGGAUCAGUAGAUUACGAUGCUCUCUACGAAGAAGAAAGCGAAACAGAAAUGGAUUCCAUGGAGAGUCACGGCUCAGUCGUGGCUCAUCUUCUGUCCCAGGUGAAGAUUGGUAUGGACUUGACAAGAGUUGCUUUGCCAACGUUUAUCUUAGAGCGUAGAUCACUCCUUGAGAUGUAUGCAGAUUACUUUGCUCAUCCCGAUCAAUUUGUGAGCAUUGCAGAUAUGUCUACACCUCGGGAGAGGAUGGUGCAAGUAAUUCGUUGGUACUUGUGCAGUUUUCAUGCAGGACGUAAAUCUGGCGUGGCUAAGAAGCCAUACAAUCCUGUAUUAGGUGAAAUUUUUCGAUGUCAUUGGAACAUACCUAAUGUUAAUUCUUUUGAUAACGCUGCAGAAUCCGGUAGCAAAUUAGUAUCAGAUGGUCCUGUACCAUGGUGCAGAGAGAAUCAACUUGCUUUUGUGGCUGAACAAGUUUCUCACCAUCCACCAGUUAGUGCAUUUUACGCCGAGCAUGUUGGAAAAAAAAUUAGUUUCGGAGCUCAUGUUUGGACGAAGAGCAAAUUCCUGGGUUUAAGUAUAGGGGUGCAUAACGUGGGAAAGGGUUGGGUAAAUGUGCUACAACAUGGGGAGGAAUACGUUUUAACUUUCCCUAACGGUUAUGGUAGAUCUAUUCUCACUAUACCAUGGAUAGAAUUAGGAGGAACUGUAACAAUAAAUUGCGUACAAACUGGUUAUCAUGCAACGGUAGAAUUUUUAACGAAACCUUUUUACGGCGGUAAACGAAAUCGAAUUACGUGUCAAGCCUUUCAAGCAGGAGAUAAAAAGCCGUUUCUUGUUAUAAAUGGAGAAUGGAGUGGAGCAAUGGAAGUGAAGACAUUGGAUGGUAAAAGUGAAAUGUUCGCUGACGUGAGAGAACUUAUUACGGAAAGAAAAUUAGUUAAAACAGUAUGUGAGCAAGAUGAAUAUGAAUCGCGAAGAGUAUGGCGUGACGUGACAGUUGGCCUACGUAUCAACGAUAUGGAUAAAGCUACAGCGGCAAAAUGCACAAUCGAACAGAAACAACGAGAAGAAGCGCGGCUUCGAAAGGAGAAUAAUGUAGCGUGGCAAACAAAACUUUUUAAGGAAACCAAAGAUGGUGGCUGGGUGUACAUAAGACCUCUUAUAGACAGAAUACACAGUUCUAAUGAUCAAUCGAAUGUUACCUAACUAUGUAUACAUGCAUAUUACGUGACAAUUUUAGAUGCAGCACAAUACUAGAACAAAAAUCGUGGCCUACUGCCUGUAAAAAUUAUAUAUAACAUCAGGUUUAAUUCAGAAAACGUACACUUUCACAUUCAAGCGAUUUUGGCAAAUAUUUUUAUGCGUAUUAGCCACUCUUAGUUUAAUGUAGAAAAGAUAACGCAAUAUUAUCUACUAUUUUACUUUUUGCAUCAUA